AUGGGCGACACUCCGGUCAACGGCGAGCAGCCUCACUCUUACUUCUUUGACCAUCUGACGUCGUACCCUGUGGUUUCUGACUCGAUCACCGUGUUCAAGAGCAACAAAUACGGCGCAAAGUCCCUGGCAUAUGCCGACCAAGGCUACGUCUAUAUCGCCAAGCCGUUCAUUCCCUAUCUAUCCAAGCCCUACGGCUUCGUCGCCCCCUACGUUGCUCGUGUGGAUUCGCUCGGUGACCUGGGCUUGACCAAAAUUGACUCGACCUUCCCCUUCAUCAAGCAGGACACGGAGACCCUCAGGGCCACGAUCCACGACGGGGCAUACUUCCCCGUGCGCUUGGUUGGCGACGCCAAAGUCCAUGUCUUCGACCUCUACGGCUCGGAGUACAAGAAAUGUGGCGGCGACGGAGUGCUGGCGCGUGGCAAGGCCGUGAUCACGACCAGUCUGGUGCUGGGACAGGAGUCGCUGGGCUUCGUCAGCUCUCUGCUGCAGAAGAAGAAGGCGCAGGUCAAAGAUGCACCUGACAGCCAUGUAUCCGCCGAAAAUGCGCGCCGUCGCAGACGUACAGAUAAUGCCUCGUCCGAUAGCGAAGACGGGGAGGAUGACGACGCGCGCGCGCCGAGUAGCACCGACGUGACGGUGAAGAAGUUGGUCCGCCUGGCGCUCGCAAGCGAAUACUCUCGACUUCCAAUCCGAAGAACCGACAUCGCCACCAAGGUCCUGGGGGAUCAAGGGUCGAGACAGUUCAAGACGGUGUUCAAUGCCGCACAGGAAGCUCUACGCACGUCGUUUGGGAUGGAGUUGACCGAACUGCCGGUGAAGGAGAAGGUAUCGAUUCAGCAGCGAAGAGCGGCCCAGAAAGUCGAACGGACCUCGUCGAGUAACAAGUCCUGGAUCCUGACUAGUACGCUACCUGCCGCUUAUCGGAAGCCUGAAAUCCUACCCCCCACCAAAGCACCUUUGGAGGGCACCUACACCGGGAUCUAUUCUUUCAUCAUAGCAUUAAUUCUCCUCAACGGGGGCUCUCUCCCGGAACAGAAGCUCGAUCGGUACCUGCGACGGACUAAUGCCGAGACGUACACGCCCGUUGACCGUACAGACCGGCUUCUGCAGCGCCUCUGCAAAGAAGGCUAUCUGGUGCGGGUUCGCGAAAUGGACGGCGGAGAAGAAGUGAUUGAGUACAUGGUCGGCCCGCGGGGCAAAAUGGAGGUUGGCGCUCAGGGCGUGGCUGGCUUGGUGCGUCAGGUGUAUGGCCGCCAGGAUCCCCGGGAAGAGGAUACCACACCCGCCGAGAGAGCGCAGAUGGAAGAGUUCGAGCUCCGAUUGGCAAGGAGUCUCGGGCUCCGGAAACCUUCGCGGCGGGUGGACGAAGACCGGACUGGGGAUGAAAACGGGGCAGAUACUCCGCAACGAGGGCAAACGCAACGACAGUCUCAGCGGCAGGCUGCAGAAUCUGACGAGGAGGACGAGAGCGAUUGA
Molecule: messenger RNA, 1479 nt
Organism: Aspergillus steynii IBT 23096
Lineage: Eukaryota; Fungi; Ascomycota; Eurotiomycetes; Eurotiales; Aspergillaceae
Product: MAGE-domain-containing protein
Exons: 4
Coding region: 1-1479 (492 amino acids)
Biological process (GO): DNA repair
Cellular component (GO): nucleus
Source: RefSeq, a predicted model, not a curated record